Acanthocheilonema viteae is the source of this 3750-nucleotide messenger RNA. The record is from the annotation of a GenBank genome assembly. Lineage: Eukaryota; Metazoa; Nematoda; Chromadorea; Rhabditida; Onchocercidae.
AUGUUUGUUGUACCAAACUGUCAACCAGCUAUGGAACUUUACGGCUUGCUGGAAGUAAACUUGUGUACAAGUGAAGAGAAUUUGGAAACAAGCAAAGCACUUGAACAUCGUCUUCAAUUAUUGGGAAUAAAAAAUUCUACAAUUCAGGAGAAAUUAGGAGUAAAAACCUCUUUUGAAACAAGCGAUCUGAAUAAGCCAAUUACACCGAUCACAGAUCCAUUUGAACCGAUAAAUUUCGAGCAGAAAUUAGAAAAAAAUGAAAUGACGGAAAAGAAAUACUCAGCUCGAUUAUGGCUAUGGCAUAAAUAUUUAGCACAGCACGGUAAUUGCUCAUUGUGUGAGCGACCGCUUAAUGGAUUAAAUGAAGUCCGUGGACUUGUAAAGCAACACAUUGCCAGCUACGAUUAUUUCGUCAGUACUGAAAUCAAAAAUAUUUUACGAGCUAAUGAUAAAAUCACAAGCGAUGCGAAUCCAUCAUUUUAUUUGAAGUAUUUGGAUAUCCGUGUUGGAAUGCCAUCAAGCGAGGAAGGUUUUAAUCAAAUCAAUGACAAGAUUAGUCCGCAUGAGUGUCGUCUUCGGGAUAUGACUUAUUCGGCACCUAUUUCGGUCGAUAUUGAAUAUACUCGUGGCAGUCAACGUGUCUUAAGAAAUGGUCUUAUAAUCGGCAAGAUGCCUGUUAUGCUACGCUCCAGUAAAUGUGUCUUAAAAAAUAUGAAUUUAAAGGAAAAAUUAUUUGAAAUUGGUUUAAAAGAAAAAUGUCUUAAGAACGAAAGUGAAUUGGCACGUGUUCAAGAAUGUCCAUAUGAUCCAGGUGGUUAUUUCAUUAUACGUGGGUCAGAAAAAGUGGUUCUUAUCCAAGAACAGCUUUCAAAGAAUCGUAUCAUGAUUGGACGAAACAGCAAAAAAGAGUUGCAGUGUGAAAUACUCAGCUCCACACAGGAACGCAAAAGUAAAACCUACAUUGCUAGUAAAAAGCAACGAUAUUACGUUCGUCAUAACCAACUUUCUGAUGACGUUCCGGUAGCUAUUGUUUUUAAGGCGAUGGGAUUCGAAUCAGACCAUGAUAUCGUUUCAGCAGUUGGCUUGGAGGAGAAGUUUGUUGCUGCAAUGGCGCCAUCAAUUGAGGAAUGUGCAAGUCAUCAAAUUGUAACACAAGAAGGUGCAUUGCAGUAUAUAGCUUCAAAGGUUAAAAUGCGCAAAUUUGGUCCAGUUGCUUCUGGUACGUCAACACUACCACGUGAACACGAAGCCAUUGAUUUCUUAUCAAAUUUAAUGAUUGCACAUGUGCCAUGUCCCGAAGGAAAUAUGAAAAUGAAAGCCAUUUAUUUGGGAUUGAUGAUUAGAAGAUUAAUGCAGGCAGAAGUUGGUGACACUGAAUGUGAUGAUCGUGAUUUUUAUGGAAAUAAACGCUUGGAGUUGGCAGGCUCGUUACUUGCACUGUUAUUUGAGGAUGUUUUCAAAAGGUUCAAUUCUGAAUUGAAAAGAAUUGCUGAUAAUAGUUUGGGCAAAACGCUGGCUGCUCCACUUGAUAUAGUUAAACAUAUGCGUCAGGACCUAAUAACAAAUGCACUAGCCGAUGCUUUAGCAACUGGAAAUUGGACAAUCAAACGGUUUAAAAUGGAAAGACAAGGAGUGACUCAGGUUUUGUCGCGUCUUUCAUACAUCUCUGUGUUAGGCAUGAUGACUCGAAUCAACUCAACUUUUGAGAAAACAAGGAAAGUUUCUGGACCACGCUCCUUGCAACCGUCUCAGUGGGGAAUGUUAUGUCCAUGCGACACACCAGAAGGAGAAUCCUGCGGUCUGGUCAAGAAUUUGGCUCUCAUUAGUCAUAUUACCACAGAUAGCGACGAAAAACCUGUGAUUCGUUUGCUAUACAAUUCGGGUGUUGAAGAUGUUAAAUCUCUUCAUUUUUCUGCUAUUCAUAGUCCAGUAUAUCAUAUUGUAUUUUUAAACGGUGUAAUCGUCGGGCUGACCAUUGAUCCACAACGAAUAGUUUCAACGAUAAGAGCUGUUCGAAGACAUGGUUUGCUCAAUGAAUUCGUUUCGGUAUCCACAAAUGCUGCUCAACGAUCAGUUUAUAUAGCCAGUGAUGGUGGACGUCUUUGUCGACCUUAUAUUAUUGUAAAAAAUGGUGUACCACAAGUCAAGCAAGAGCAUAUCGAGGAGCUCAAAAAAGGAUAUCGCAUUUUCGAAGAUUUUGUAGAUGACGGUUUAAUUGAAUACUUGGAUGUGAAUGAAAUGAAUGAUGCGUCAAUUGCUGUUUAUGAAAAUCAAAUUAAGCCUAAUACAACUCAUUUAGAGAUAGAACCCUUCACACUGCUUGGUGUAUGUGCUGGCCUGAUUCCGUAUCCGCACCAUAAUCAAAGUCCAAGAAAUACGUAUCAAUGUGCCAUGGGUAAACAGGCAAUGGGUACAAUUGGAUACAAUCAGCAGAAACGUAUCGACUCACUCAUGUAUUUGCUAGUGUAUCCACAAAGACCUCUUGUUAAAACUAAGACUAUCGAAUUUUGCAACUUCGAGAAAUUGCCAGCUGGACAGAAUGCCAUUAUUGCAGUAAUGUCUUACAGUGGCUACGAUAUUGAAGAUGCGCUUGUACUAAAUAAAGCUUCUCUUGACAGAGGUUAUGGUCGUUGUCUUGUUUACAAACAUGCCAAAGCAACUGCUAGAAAAUAUCCUAAUCAAACAUUCGAUCGUCUUAUGGGACCAACUAUUGAAGCAACAACACGAAAGCCUAUCUAUAAACAUCAAGUAUUGGAUCAAGAGGGUAUCGUAUACGUUGGUGCACGCAUACAUUCCAAACAGGUAAUGAUCAAUAAGCAUAUGCCAGUUGUUAGUAUGGAAGCCGGUGCUGCAACUUCGAACAUUGACGGAUCAAAUGUUAGUGGUCAUGAGGUAGAAUACAAAGAUGUUUCCAUUGUGUAUCGUAAUCCUGUACCAUCAUAUGCAGAACGUGUCUUACUGACAUAUAACGAGGAUGAUGCUCAUCUGAUUAAAGUACUCUUGCGACAAACGAGAAGGCCUGAAUUGGGUGAUAAAUUUAGUAGCAGACAUGGACAGAAAGGUGUAUGUGGUUUGAUAGCACAACAGGAAGAUAUGCCUUUCAAUGAUCUGGGUAUGUGCCCAGAUAUGAUUAUGAACCCACAUGGCUAUCCAAGUCGUAUGACUGUUGGAAAACUGAUGGAAUUGCUGAGCGGAAAAAAUGCGAUUCUUUCUGGGAAAUUCCAUUACGGAACUGCUUUCGGUGGCGAUAAGGUUGAUAUUGUUUGCGAAGAACUAGCGGCGCGAGGAUUCAAUUAUCUUGGAAAAGAUAUGUUAAUAUCUGGCAUAACUGGCCAGCAGCUUCUUGCAUAUAUUUAUUUUGGCCCUAUUUAUUAUCAGAAGCUGAAACAUAUGGUUCUGGAUAAAAUGCAUGCGAGAGCUAGAGGACCACGAGCAGUGCUCACGCGUCAACCAACCGAAGGGAGGGCACGUGAUGGUGGUUUACGAUUGGGUGAAAUGGAGAGGGAUUGCUUGAUUGCUUAUGGCGCAAGUAUGUUGCUAAUGGAAAGGCUAAUGGUCUCAUCAGAUGAAUUCAAAGUGGAUGUUUGUUCGCAGUGUGGUUUAAUUGGUUACAAAGGCUGGUGUCAAAUGUGCCGUUCAUCCCGAACUAUGGCAACGAUUAAAAUCCCAUAUGCUUGCAAACUACUUUUCCAGGAAUUGCAGUCCAUGAAUAUCGUGCCAAAAAUCAGCUUGUCUAGGUAUACUGAUUGA